CGAAAAAACAAAUCAAUCAAUGAGCUCUCGCCUGACUCCUCGCCACUACCACUACCCGUUCCUGGAGGUUGUCGCUUGUCUUCCUGGGUUGCGGCGAACGACAGGGUGCUCUCGCAUCGCAUAAGCUGACGUGCCCUCGUAAUUCUUCGAGCACUCAUCAACACCCAGACCCGGUUUUCCUUCAGACAUCACGAAGGGCCUCAUUCCAGAUCACCCAGUCAUCACGUCCGGCCUGUUCUGGCAUAUCGCAACUGGUGUUUUUUGUGGCUGCAACCGCCCAUUUUUAAAAUGAGUUCAAGUCGUCAGACCCGCACCGGCCGGUCGAUUAGAGGCCCCCAGUCGGCGCUUACAGACUUCUUGGCCUCGCAAAACAUCUCUGCUGCUCAAAUCCGAGCGGAUGCAGAUGCUCGGCGAGCUGCGGCGGCUCGUGAGGCCGGGCCAUCCACCACAACCGUUGCGGAAGAACCUGCCGAGGAGGAAGAUGAAGAUGAAGAAGAAGACGUUCCCACGACCUCUCGCCGUGCCGCAGCUGCUCGGGCUCGUGAUCAGAAACGCAAGAAGCAGGCCGAGACCAUCGAGAAGAUCAAAAAGUCCAAGGCAUACAAGAAAAGGAAGCGGGAGGCAGACGAUUCCGACUCCGACGAUCUGGUUGAGACCAUGUUCGCUGAAAAGCUAACCCCCCUGCCUGGACAAAUGGAGCACUGUGAGAUCUGCGAGAAACGCUUCACCGUGACUCCUUAUUCACGAGCCGGUCCAAAUGGUGGUCUCUUGUGCGCUAAGUGCAGCAAGGACCUUGCCAAGGAUGACGAUGCCGCAAAGAAGAAGAAGAAGAAGCCGCUCAACACAGGAGGCGGUGGGCGGAGGAAGACUCAAAGCAAGAUUCUUGAUGGCACGCAGCCGACGGGCGCCAAGACUUUGACGACGCUCUGUGUAGAGACAUUGGCGAAGAACAUCGAGCUCGCAGACGACCUUGGUGAUUUACCACCACGAGCUAUUGAUCGCAUCGCCAGAUUGCUAUCAAAGCGACGCAUGCUUGGGCCCCAAACCCUGAACUUGUUUCUCCAACCCGCCACGGAGCAAGUCAUGGUAUAUGACGGGGCACGGCUCAGCUCCGACGACUACAAGCGAAUAUUUUCAGUUGCAUCAAGAUUGGAGAAACUCAAGCUUCGCAAUGCAAUCCAGUUCAAGGACGAGGUGAUGGAGUAUCUACUUGGGCGCCAGUUGAUGCUGAAAUAUUUCUACAUUCACGGCGCGAAUCUUCUGAGCGCAGCCGUGUGGGAAAGAUACAUCCGCGAAAAGGGCGCGCACCUUGAGACCUUGCAGAUUUACUACACGGACAAGCACGUCAACGAUGAGAUACUCAAGUCUGUCAAGAACCACUGUCAUGCACUCAAGCGACUCAAAAUCUGCCACAACCAGCAAGUUUCAGACGAGGGGCUUCUGCACAUAGCCGAGAUGAGCUCACUUGAGCACCUGGGACUACAGCUCGUCAAGUUCACAACGACUGAACCAUACGUCAAGAUUGUCCAGAAUGUCGGGAGAAACUUGCGAACCUUCUCCAUCAAGGAAGUACCCGAUGUCGACGACCGCCUUCUCGACGCUUUGCACAAGGAAGCGACGGUUCUGACCAAGCUCCGCAUCACUGGCAGUGAAGUCAUGACGGACUCGGGCUUUGCAAGGUUGUUCACCGAUUGGAAAAAUCGCCCUCUUGUAUCGGUCGAUCUUCAAAGAUGUCGUCAUGUGGAUGCCGCGAAACCUCGCGAGAAUGCCCAUCUAGUGGGCUUCUGCUCCGAUGGAUUCCGGGCCCUCAUGAAACAUUCGGGCAGGCAACUACGGUAUCUCAACGUCCAUGCGUGCCGACAUAUCUCUCAAGAGGCAUUCGAAGACGCCUUUGCAGAAGACAAGACGUAUCCAGAGUUGCAGUAUGUCGAAGUCAGCUUCUGUGAGGAGGUCACAGACUUUAUUGUUGGCAGCAUCUUUCGGGCCUGCCCCAAUCUGAAGGAAAUGAAUGUCUUUGGUUGCAUGAAGGUCAAGGACGUGCGGGUGCCAAGAGGCAGAAUUCUGGUUGGGGUGCCUAAUGCGCAAGGCAUGGUUAUCGAGGGUUCUGAUGAUUGAUGGAUACCCACGUCUCGAAAUGUGGGUGACAUCGUGGGGCGCACGCAGUCGACAACAUGACAACAGGAGAUCGCUCCUCCGGACUUUGCAUUCAACAUUUGAUUCUGACAUUAUCAGCGCUAUGCACAGAUGAUUGUGUCGUAUGACUAGGCUUCAAGGAAAAUGAAUGGAACAUUUUAACAAA
Messenger RNA from Microdochium trichocladiopsis, 2299 nucleotides. RefSeq names its product RNI-like protein. Bases 289 to 2115 code for a protein of 608 amino acids. Gene Ontology annotation, cellular component: SCF ubiquitin ligase complex. Gene Ontology annotation, biological process: SCF-dependent proteasomal ubiquitin-dependent protein catabolic process. The transcript is spliced from 4 exons. The record is from RefSeq and is a predicted model, not a curated record. NCBI's taxonomy places the organism in Eukaryota, Fungi, Ascomycota, Sordariomycetes, Xylariales, Microdochiaceae.